CAUUUCUUUCCACUCUUGUUUCAAGGGAUUGCGCAGUUCGUUUUAAUCGUCUGAUACUUUGAAGUGUGUGUUUGAAACGAGACAAAUUUAUAGAAAUGGGAGCAGCGGCAGGGAAGAUAAAGGAAGCUUGUCGCGAAGGCAAAGCUGGACCUGAAGCGGAAACGGCGGAUUUGGCGCUGAUUGGACUGGCUGUCAUGGGGCAGAACUUGAUCAUGAACAUGAACGACAACAAGUUCGUGGUCUGCGCCUUUAAUCGCACUGUGGAGAAAGUGGAGCGUUUCUUGGAGAACGAGGCGAAGGAUUCGAAUGUUAUCGGAGCUACUAGCUUGAAGGACAUGGUGACCAAGUUGAAGAAGCCGAGAAAGGUCAUGAUGCUCGUCAAAGCUGGAAGCGCAGUGGACGACUUCAUUGAAGAACUCAUCCCGUUGCUGGACUCGGGCGACGUGAUUAUCGACGGUGGCAACUCGGACUACCAUGACUCGAUCCGUCGAUCCAAAUAUCUGGAGGAGAAAGGCUUGCUUUUCGUUGGCACUGGUGUGUCCGGAGGUGAAGAAGGUGCUCGCUAUGGACCCUCAUUGAUGCCCGGCGGGAACCCGAAGGCGUGGCCACUGAUCAAAGACAUUUUCCAGGUGAAAAUCCGAUGGUGGAUGAGGAGAACUAUAAGUAAAAAGAAAAAUGUUCCCUUCCCGUUUUGCUUAUUGCUGCUGCUGAUCUUGCUGCACUCUCUAAAUUGCGGCGUACGAAAAAAGGGCGGGGGCGCCACCGCCGCCGCUUACGGGGCUUUCGAUCGCGAAGCUUUGCCACCGCCACUUGAAACCCUUAGGACGGAAAAAUCGCUGUCGGGAAAGUGGUGGGUGUUCGAACUAAUCACUGGCAUUUUUGUUUGGCUGCAGGGCAUUGCGGCUAAAGCCGAUGGCGAGCCCUGCUGCGACUGGGUCGGUGAGGACGGAGCCGGUCAUUUCGUGAAAAUGGUCCACAACGGGAUUGAAUAUGGAGAUAUGCAGUUGAUCUGUGAAGCGUACCAUCUCAUGAGGGACGGCAUGGGGAUGAAUAAUGACGAAAUGAGCGAGGUCCUCACUGACUGGAACAAGAGUGAGUUGGAUUCGUUCCUCAUCGAAAUCACUGCCAACAUCCUCAAUUACAAGGAUGCAUCAGGCGAGUAUCUGGUUGAGAAGAUUCGUGACACAGCGGGUCAAAAAGGUACUGGCAAAUGGACCGCAAUUUCGUCCCUUGAGCUCGGAACUCCAGUCACAUUGAUCGGCGAGUCGGUGUUCGCUCGCUGUUUGUCUUCUCUGAAGGACGAUCGCCAACUUGCGUCCAAGAUUCUUGAAGGACCGACUCAGGAAUUCACUGGAAACCGGGAUGAGUUCGUUGAGCAUAUCAGAAAGGCUAGUGCGCUGUAUGCAAGCAAGAUUGUGUCCUAUGCGCAAGGCUUCAUGCUGUUGCGUGAAGCUGCUAAGGAGUACAACUGGAAUCUGAACUAUGGCGGGAUUGCGCUCAUGUGGCGUGGAGGAUGCAUUAUUCGAAGCGUCUUUCUGGGGAACAUCAAAACGGCUUUCGAUAAGGAUCCUACUCUCACCAACUUACUUCUGGAUGACUUCUUCAAAACUGCGAUCCACUCAUGCCAAGAGUCGUGGCGAGAGGUCGUUGCUUCUGCCGUGAAGUUGGGAGUUCCUGUGCCAGCUUUCUCUGCUGCUUUGUCGUUUUAUGAUGGAUUCCGCCGCGAGAAAUUGCCUGCCAACUUGAUCCAGGCUCAGCGGGACUACUUCGGCGCGCACACUUAUGAGUUGCUUUCGGAGCCUGGCAAGUUUGUGCACACCAAUUGGACUGGCAAGGGAGGUGAAAUUUCAUCAACGGCGUACAAUGCGUAGAGGAGCUGAGUAUCAAAACUAUUCUUCCUCCUUCUCUGAUGGGUCACGAAUGAUUUGAAUUGGAACUGAAUGAUUCUGAAACUGAUAUUCACGUGAUUCUGCGUAAGUGGUUGCACAAUCGGGAUUCAAUACGAAAAGCUUUUGAAUGUGUUAUUGAAGAGCAAUUGGCUUUGUCUGGAUAGAUUUUAUUUAUUUUUAAUGUCUUUGUGGCUCUGUUUCCUAGCGGGUGGCGAUGAAUAUUUGGAAAUAGAAAUAGUUCUUGUCAUUUAA
This is a messenger RNA of Notodromas monacha, 2141 nucleotides long. Lineage: Eukaryota; Metazoa; Arthropoda; Ostracoda; Podocopida; Cyprididae. The record is from the annotation of a GenBank genome assembly.